This is a messenger RNA of Ctenopharyngodon idella (grass carp), 2766 nucleotides long. It is a transcript of the gene ccr6b, whose product is annotated as chemokine (C-C motif) receptor 6b. The transcript has 2 exons. Gene Ontology annotation, cellular component: membrane. Gene Ontology annotation, biological process: immune response; G protein-coupled receptor signaling pathway. Gene Ontology annotation, molecular function: G protein-coupled receptor activity. Lineage: Eukaryota; Metazoa; Chordata; Actinopteri; Cypriniformes; Xenocyprididae. The coding region runs from base 100 to 1167 and encodes 355 amino acids. The record is from RefSeq and is a predicted model, not a curated record.
AGCAGGAGCUCCACAGGUGAACUGGUGAAAUAUUCCUCUCGUCUCAAAUCAAUCAGAAGAACUUUAAAGAAGAGUCGAAUUGAGGUCACUCAUACAGUUAUGAUAUCUGACUAUGAAUAUGAGUAUGCUAAUGACACUUAUGAUGAUGCGGAUGCAGAGCCUUGUAACCUGACAGGUUUCCACGAGCAUGACCUGACCAUCCAAACGUACAUCUACUCUCUGAUUUGUGCGCUCGGCCUGGUGGGCAACAUUUUGGUCCUCCUAACGUACUCCUUCUACAGGAAAGCAAAAUCCAUGACCGAUAUCUUCCUGGUUAAUGUGGCGUUGGCGGAUCUCCUGUUCGUUGUCGCCCUGCCGCUGAUCAUAUACAACGAACAGCACAGUUGGAGCAUGGGCACAUGGGCUUGUAAGUGUCUGAGAGCCGCCUACAGCAUCAACGUGUACAGCAGCACGCUCCUGCUCGCCUGCAUCAGCGGCGACCGCUACGUCGCCAUCGUCCAAGCCAGGCGAUCGGUCCGGAUUCGAUCGCAAGCUCGGGCGUACAGCCGCCUCGUCUGCUCGGUCAUAUGGCUGCUUGCGGUUAUUUUGUCUUUGCCUACGUUCAUGUAUUACCGGGUGGAACAGAACGAAUGCAUCAACAUCUUUGAGAUGGCCGAAACCGCCAUGCUAAUGAAGAUCCUGAUUCCCAGCAUGCAGAUGGUCGUAGGGUUCUUGGUGCCAUUGAUGGUCAUGACAUUCUGCUACUCGUGCAUCAUGGCAACGCUGCUCAAAGCGAAGAACUUCCAGAAGCACAAGGCGGUCCGAGUGGUUCUGGCAGUGGUCCUUGUUUUUGUCCUUUGCCAUCUGCCUUACAACGUGGCGCUCCUGGUCUACAUCAGUAAACUGUUCAGUGAGAGAAACUGUAAGAGAGAACAGCUGACUCUGAUGACGCUGUCCAUCAGCAGGAGCGUGGCCUACCUUCACUGCUGCCUAAAUCCCAUUCUCUACGCCUUCAUUGGGGUUAAAUUCAGGAGCCACUUCUGUCAGAUCCUACAGGACUUGCGGUGCCUGGGGAAAAAGUACAUUUACUCGGGACGCUCCUCUCAGCAGACCUCUGAGCUGUACAUAUCGGCAAACAAAACUGUCGUUGGACGCAAUCAUGACAACCAGUCAUCAUUUUCAAUGUGACAAUGUAAAACUUCCGACUGAUUGCUGUGUGGUUGUUCUCAAGAAAGCAGAGAAUGAUCUUGUGUAUAAUUUACCAAAAUGAAACUGAAGUACUGUUAUGAAAAAUAUACUGUGUAUUUUGGUAACACUGUGAAAUAAUGUCCCAUUAGUCAAUGCAUUACCCAACAACGAGCAAUACAUUUGUUACAGUAAGGGAUUAUUUACACCCAAGAAGACGUGUAAUAAUCUAUGUUAAUGUUAGUUAAUAAAAAUAUAACUAUUCGUUGUUAGUUCAUGUCAGCUCAGGUCCAUUAAAUAAUAUUAACAUACAACAGGUGAUUUUAAAAUAAUGCAUUAGAAAAUUAACAUUAAGAUUGACAAAACACUUCUAAAGAAUUUAUUAUUGUUAAACAUUAUUGUCAAGUGUUACCAAACUUUCUUUUGAAAUUACUGACAUGAAAGAGAUGCGAAAUAUUUUUGUAUGUAAGCAAAAUUUUGCGUUUUCUUCAUUGUUCAGAUAUUCAGAUACUUUUUUACAGUAACUUUACUGUGGUCCAACUACUAUAACUCAUGCCUAAUUUGCAAGGCAAAUGCUUUUCAGCCUUGUCAACAAUGUGGUAUUAAACCAUAUGAGUCUAGAAAUGUGUGAAGGUAAAAAUAUAUUAGGCUUGUAAAUGGCUCAAUAUAACAUAUUAUAGCAAUAAUCAAAACAAGCUUUAAGAAGAAAACCAAAACAUUUAAACAUUAUUACUAAAGCCUACUGUAUCAUAUUCUAUAUGCAAAUUUCUAAGGCAUCAACAUGAUCAAAACUUUGCUGAUAAACCGGUCACACACAAUCUCCUACAGUCCUUCUGUUGUCUGAUUGAUACUGGAGACAUUUUUUUUUUUUUAUCAAGUAAGGUCUUUUAGUGUAAUUGUAAAAACAUCCACCUUUCGCUUGUACUUCACAUGUCUUUCUGCUGUGAAAUAUUUACUGAUAUUCAUAAAGUAAACAUAAGAACAACUUUUAUAUUGUUAGUAAUAUUUCAAGUUGAAAUACUGGAUUGAUUCAACUUCAGUUUACUUGAUUAUCCAGUUCAAAUGUGAGUAUCAAAUAUGAUCUUCAUCUUUUGAGGAAGGUUUACUUGUUCAUCUCUCAAUCAUCAUUGUAUUGUAUUGCAUUAUAUGUUUUAAAACUACAGAGAUUUGAUCAUAAAACUGAGCAUUUAAAUAUCACCUUACUAAGACACAUUAUUGGCAGAUAUUGAUAUUUAUAUGCAUUGAAUGUCAGUAUCUGCUAUAGUGUUAUAAAGAUCUCAUUGAUUUACAAGAAUCAGAAUUUAAUUUUACUUUUGGUCCAUAUUAAUAUCAGCAUCUGCACCGAAUUGAAUAUUUCUGCUCAGUUUGUGCCUCUGAAUAAAAAAAAUUAAUGUGUUUUCUCCUCUUCGAGUUUUGAGCUCCAUAUUCUCACUAUAUCAGACUAUAUGAGCCAUUAAAGCCUGCUGUAUAAAAUGUUAUACUCAAAAGACAUGCAUUUUUAAUAUAUAUUUUGUCUAAGUUUUAAUAAAGUGCUCAAUUUCAAAAAUAAUAAAAAAAAUAUUUCUGACUGUUAUUGCUGGAGUUGUUGAAUGGACAAUAAAG